Vanessa tameamea is the source of this 2897-nucleotide messenger RNA. RefSeq names its product interference hedgehog-like (gene boi). NCBI's taxonomy places the organism in Eukaryota, Metazoa, Arthropoda, Insecta, Lepidoptera, Nymphalidae. The record is from RefSeq and is a predicted model, not a curated record. Gene Ontology annotation, biological process: cell-cell adhesion. The transcript has 16 exons. The coding region runs from base 221 to 2497 and encodes 758 amino acids. Gene Ontology annotation, molecular function: protein binding. Gene Ontology annotation, cellular component: plasma membrane.
CCGCGUCGGACGGACAAGCCAAAUGAAUCCAGUUUACUUGUUAUACCCCAGUCAUUCGCUUGUGUGUUUUGUCAGUCAUGUACCAAUUUUUUUCGGUAGUGAUGUAAAACAAAAGAGAAUAUUUCGUGUGUGUUUGAAAAUAGUACGAGGAGGACUAAACAAUAUGUGUUAAGUGGAUUUUGUUAUUUUAGUGGAUUUUUCCAGUUAAAGCGAGAGCAAGAUGGGGUGGACAUUGCUGAUACAUCUGAUUUUCGGGAUCGUCGUCCCAAUCCUAGCGGAAAUCGAAAUGGAAUUCACAAAGUAUCCGGAAUCGGUGACAGCACCAGUCGGCGAUGAAGUCACGUUCGAGUGUGCUGUAAGAGUACCUGGGGAGCGCUUAGCCUGGAGGUGGCGACCUGACAAUGACUUAUGGACAGAUUGGAAUAAUGUUUCUGGAACCAAUGACAAGGACAGCGUAUCUACACGUCUCGUCGUGCAGAUUAAAGAGGACACGCCCACUGCUUUGUAUCAGUGCAUAGUAUGGUAUGGAUCAAUCAUUUUAGUGUCAAUUCCUGCACGACUUUCAAUUGCAAAGAUUGAUCUUCGCAAGAAUACUCAAGAGAGGCGAGUUAUAACUGCUCCUCUCCACAACACAGUAGUUUUGCAUUGCAAGGAACCACUCUCUGAACCUCCAGCAAGAUUGAGUUGGUGGAAGGAAACAUCAGCGGGUGCGAGAAAGUCUAUAGAAACUCCUAAUGGUGUUCUUGUUAUAAAUAACGCUACUAUAGAGGAUAGUGGAACGUACGGAUGUAUGGCUACUAAUGACAUCAGCGAUCAAACCGUUGAUUUACCUGAAAGGACUUACCUGAAAGUGCAACACGAAGGGCAUGAUGGACUUCGAUUUCUCGAGUCACCAGAAUAUGUAGGUACAGUGGAUAAAGAAGGUGUGCUCACUGUACCAGUUGCACCAGACGAUUCGAUGAGAUUGUGGUGCGGACUCGUGGGAACGCCACCACCUCGGAUCGAGUGGAGUAAAGGCACUGAUAUUAUUUCCGGACAUUUGCAAAGUUUAGACGUGGAACAGUUUAGUAAUGAACACGAGGGCAUCUACUCCUGCUCCGCGAACGGUAUUCGCCGACUAUGGAAAGUUAUAGCUCUUCAACCGCCGCACUGGGAGGGCGCCGCUGGCAGCGCGAAUGCCAGUGAGGGCUCUGAAGCGCGAAUCACAUGCGGAAUCCCACACGGACAACCGGCGCCCACUGUUCAUUGGGUCCUAAACGCUGAGUUGAUUAAAACUGGGAAAGAUAUUAAAGCAACAGAGUCCGAGCUGGUGAUCCAGCGCGCGGAGAAGCGCCACGCGGGCAUCGUGCAGUGCUUCGCGUGCAACGCGCUCGGCUGCGCGUACGACGCCGCGCUGCUCACCGUCGUGCCCGUGCAGAUCUCCGACCAGGAUUACUCAGCGGAGACCCCGAAGACGAUGCACAUACCUCCCCAACCGCCGAAGAGACAUAAUAGAAAAAAUCCAAGAAAACACAAAGCGGUUCUGAUCCCUCCUUCUCGACCUAACGUAACCCGUCUGUCCGAUGAAAGUGUAAUGGUAUCUUGGUCGCACGACAACCACGGUCUUCCGAUACAGUUCUACAAAGUUCAGUAUAGAGAAGUGACAAAUUCUUCAAACAUCCAGUGGCACACCGAAAACAAUGAUAUUCCUGCUCACAUACACUCUUUUGAGAUUGAUGGGUUGACUCCAGAUAAAUAUUACAAGUUCCGUAUAGCGGCAGUGUAUUCAAACCAAGACAACAAACUUGGCAGGAGCAGUGGCAAGUUCUAUUUACAACGUGGCGGUUUUCAGAGCCCGAGGGCUCCGGUCCUCGAUAAAGCUAUUGCACUGUCACCCCACAGUAUACAGAUAAAUUGGACGUGGGCGGCGCACGGGCAGGGCGUGCAGGCGGAGGGCUUCUACGUGUACUACCGCGCCGUGUCGUCGGCCGGCGCGUACGAGAAGGUGACGGCGCGCGGCGCGGCGCGCGGCCUGCAGCUCGCGCACCUGGCGCCCGACACCGCCUACGAGCUCAAGCUGCAGGCCUACUCGGCGCAGGCGCCCUCCGACUUCAGCGCCAUCCUGAUCGCGAAGACGCAGCGCGCCGCGGGCGCGGCGAGCAGCAGCACGGAGGCGGCGCCCAAGGAGGAGGAGCGCGGGCCGCCGGCGCUCGUGACGGCGGGCGGCGCGGCGGGCGUGGCGGCGCUGCUGCUGCUGCUCGCCGUCACGCUGCUGCUGUGCCGCCGCGCGCGCCGCCCCGCGCCCAAAGAGAAAGGCUCGCCGGAGGGCGGUGCUAACGGCUACCUUCCAGCGAAAGUGCCCAUCACCAUUACAGCUAACCCUAUGCAUGGAGAGGGCGGUGAUGGUGGAGUAGAAAUGUCGUUUCUUCAUAACAACAAUUGCGGCAACACAACUAGUAGCGACGAUACUCUACCACAUCCAAGGAAAAACGGACCCUCAACAAGACAGUAUGUGUAAAUCAAGCUCAAUUAAAAGUGGACUAUAAAUAUUACAAAAAGAACUGGCAAUAAAUUGACAGUUGCUAGUUUAAUAAUUCUACCAUUUUUGGUAGUUUUACAAUGAUAUCUUCAAAAUUCAAUUGUGAUAACGAUCGCGUAAAGUGCGUGGACUCUUGAGAGUACAAAAAUAUAUUUAUUGCUUCUUUAGUGUAUGUUUUACGUGAGAUGUGUGGAUUCGGUGUUUUGGCAUUUAUUUGCUUUUAUUAGAUUUUAGUGAAUACUUAGAAUUAAUUAUAAUUAGGUUGUUUAGAAUCGAGCGAUUGACUAAUGAAAAUGAAUUGCGUCGAAAUUACUGUAUUAAUUUUAAAUCGUGAGUGGCCUUAUCAUCGAACGAAUAAAAAUUAUCCUUACUAGUAUUU